Podospora pseudocomata is the source of this 1242-nucleotide messenger RNA. RefSeq lists its product as uncharacterized. Lineage: Eukaryota; Fungi; Ascomycota; Sordariomycetes; Sordariales; Podosporaceae. Gene Ontology annotation, molecular function: carbon-sulfur lyase activity. The transcript has a single exon. The record is from RefSeq and is a predicted model, not a curated record. Bases 1 to 1242 code for a protein of 413 amino acids.
AUGGAGUCCAACACCGAUACCAUCACCCUCACAGCCCAAUGCCACUGCCGCGCCCUGACCUUCACCUCCAAACCCGUCCCCACCACCUCCCUCCCUCUCAAAGCAACAAACUGCCACUGCAACUCCUGCCGGCACCUCACCGGCUCCCUGCGCGGCUCCACCGACAUCCUCUGGCCCGGGCCCCCUCCCCAACCCUCUGACGACCUCAAACAAUAUGCCUUCUCCCCCCGCUUAAACAUCUACUUUUGCAGUCACUGCUCCACCACCCUCUUCUGGGAAGACAACUCCACCCCCGGCGUCACCAACUACCUCGCCUUCACCGGCGUCCUCACCCCUUCCUCCCCACUGCCACUAGGCCAAAACCUCAUAGAAUGGGACGCUCACAUGUUCCUAGCCGACACCAUCGACGGCGGGGCAGUCCCCUGGCUCAACGGUCUCAACCCUCCCUCCGCCGCCAAACCCCGACGCUGGCUAGGCUGGAGAGAAAAGUCGAAAGAAAUCACCUCGGAGGGAUACUGGCCCGAGGAUAAAAACAUAUUCCUUUCCCAUGCUGACAACCUCCUCCACCUUCCCGAAAAAGAGGGCAACAUCCCCCUCAAAUGCCACUGCGGCGGCGUCGACUUCGUCCUCAAAGCCGGCGAUGCCCAAAGGGACUUUAAGGAACGCCAAUCAAAGGGGGGGCAACUGCCUUGGUUCGUCGAUCCAGAGAGUUACAAACUCCUCGGCUCACUCGACGGCUGCUCCGACUGCCGCCUCGUCUCCGGAACCGAGAUCUUUGCCUGGACCUUUGCAGAGCUAAAACACAUCACCUUUGCCUCUGAUCCCACCUCCCCCCUUCCCCUCGACACCACCGCCCUCCAAUCCGCCAUUGGAACCGACCCCAGACUCGGCACAUUAUCCCUCUACCCCAGCUCCCAAGGCGUCCAGCGCUACCACUGCAGCACUUGCUCAGCCGUGGUCUUUUACGCCUGCGACUCCCGCCCAGACAUGGUCGACAUCGCCCCCGGCCUCCUCCACGCCCCUGAAGGCGCGAGAGCAGAGCGCGUCAUCUCUUGGUCGUGGGGUGGAAAACUCGGAUUCGGAUCAGACAUGGCUGGCACCUGGAGGGAGCACCUUCCUGCCGCGGUGGAAGAAGAAACGGAGCAGUUCAGGUUGGCGAGGAGAUUCCCAAAGAACUUUAGGCGGGUUGUCAAGGAGCAAGGAGCUGCUCAAGCUGUGCCAGGGGGUUCUGGGCAGGUGUAG